AAAGAAGAAAUUUGAACGGACAAAUGGCGGAAAUUUCAGAAGUGCUGAAGCGCUGUGAUCCGGCCCUCCUGGAUCUGAGUCCAGACUCUGAGCAACCAGACUGUGAAGCAGCUCAGAUGGUCCUCUAUCUGACGGAGAGCCGUCGUGUGCAGAAGGUUCUGUGGCGUCAGCUCUUUGUUCUGGACUCAAUGAUGUCUCUACUGGAAGGUGUUGAAUCUGCCCAGGAACUGAUGACAGAACCCUGCCCACAUCCACCUGAGGGCGGAGCUCAUGGCCGUUGGAAGGCUUUGAAGAUGGCGAGCAAGGCGGCCGUGGACACGACAGAGGAUCUGCUGAGAACUCUGCAGGAUCGACUGAGUCAGAUCCUCAACAGACGACAGACACUGAAGCAGCUCGUCCAGCGGCUGCACGCACAGAAGGAGCAGCACGAACAGGUGAAGGAGUCUUUGCAGAAAGCCCAGAAUGCAUUGCACAUUUGUGAGCGUCAAAUGACUUGGGAUAAACUGAAGUUGGAGUCGGUGCUGCGCCGUCUAGUCAGCUGGCAACAUCUCAGAUAUGAGCUCCUUGAGUACAUUUCUGCUGUCCAGGAUGUCAUGCAGAUCAACUUGCUCUCCUUCAAUCAGUCGGAGUUGUGUAUGGAGCUGAGGCCCCGCCCCUCCUCCAGUGAGAACCUGUCCUCCAAUGAGCUGGAGCAUCUGAAGCUUUCAGUCACCUGGAGUGAUGACGAGCACUUCAAGCUGCAGGUCCACAUGGGCAUGGCAGGUCUUGCUGACGACUAUAUGUCAGGCCCGUGGUCUGAGGUGAGCGCUGCUCUGCUGGAGGUGAUGCAGUGCUACACAGGCCAGGCGGAGCUGCUUUGGGAAAUCCAGUCUCUGCGCUCCAGUUUUGCUAUAGACUGGCGCCCCGCUCAGCGGCUGCUGGUCUACCUGAAGUCUGCGUCGCUGGUGUGUAACCUGAAGGUGGAGGACGGUUACCCGAGCAGAGGACGGGCACGCCUGCAGUCUGUGUGCAGAGAUGGACACUCACUGGAAAUGUGUGACCUGCAGCCUCCUCAGCCUGACCUCACUCUGACUGAAUGGGUGGUGUUCCUCUGCAGCAGUCCCAUCCUCUGACAUGCCCAGUUUUAUUUGUUUGUAAAAUGAUUUUCCUUUUGUCACUUUUCUUGUUUAUCAUCUUAAAUGAAUGUAUCUCAGAGGAGUGUCAGCACAAUUGGGUUCCCUCCAAGGACCGCCUACUUUAUCAAACACAAUAUUGAUUAUUCCAAUUAUCCUUCAGAUGACUUUUUCAUAUCUCAUGCCAACUAAUCGGCAACAAAAAAGCAAAUGUUUGUGUAUAAAUUAAUAAAACCUUUGUACUGAGAAACCUCAUAGUUUAAGCCACUUUGUUAACAUUGGUGGCUCCAUGCCCCCCACCCCCCAGAUUCCUUUGUCAGUCUUUUCUGAUGUGAAACUACCCAAUGGGCACUCUCAAAUUACUAGGGCCCCUCCCAUUCUUAGUUCGACUGCCGUCUUCUCAUUGGUGUUGCAGCAAUAAUUGUGGAUCAUAAGCACAUUUCAAUAUUUUG
This is a messenger RNA of Thalassophryne amazonica, 1564 nucleotides long. RefSeq lists its product as uncharacterized. The transcript is spliced from 9 exons. Gene Ontology annotation, biological process: mitotic sister chromatid segregation; mitotic cell cycle checkpoint signaling; establishment of localization in cell. Lineage: Eukaryota; Metazoa; Chordata; Actinopteri; Batrachoidiformes; Batrachoididae. Bases 24 to 1112 code for a protein of 362 amino acids. Gene Ontology annotation, cellular component: kinetochore; cytosol; nuclear body. The record is from RefSeq and is a predicted model, not a curated record.